CGUUGCACUAGUUCAAGCCUGUUUUGCUAGCCACUAGGCUAGUGCGCUUUAUAUCGCAGUAUGGAACACGCCUCUUCCAAAAUAGUUACAACCUUCGAUGGACACAAGAAACUGGCCUCUUACAAUGCUGUGCAAGGUUGUGUUGUCAUUCAGUCGAUCAGAGAGGAGGAAGAAUACAUGCAGCACCUAGAUAAAAUUAUUCAGCGUGAUUAUUUUCCCGAUCUGGCUGGCACACAAGAAUCUGGCACAGGCAUUGUCAACUCGGAUACUUCGGUCCCGGAUACUUGGAGGGAAAAUGAGUCAAGAAAUCCGGAAAAGGGUUUGUUUUCUUUCUUAAGCUACUCCAACAUACAAAUACUUUUAGCGGAUCCUACAGCCGUAACACUGGACAAGUAUCUAGCCAACAAUACCACCGAAGACGACGCAUCAUUUGUGGAACUGAUUGAGGAAACCGAGAAAAAACAGCGGAUCAAACUAUCCUCGUUCUUCCCUUCUCUCGAAGCACCCUCAGAUUUGGUGACCAACGAACCGAAACCACUAGCUCUCCCUGACGGUGCACAUUUCCAAGUUGGACCGCGUUUGACGCUGACUGGUAACAACGCAGUGCAUUUCAAUCCAGAUGGUGUUGCACAAACCCAGGACGAAUUUUUGGACCACUUAGCUAGAGAGCGUAAAAUAGUACCGGCAAAUACCCGAUUCAAGCGACCGUUAUCCGUAACCAUGGCAAAACGAACAUUAUCCAAACAAAUGUUACUUCAAAGAAUCGGUUUAGACGGAAAGGAGCUUAAUCCAGCACUGGGCACACCACAAGUUGGGGGUUUCAAAUUCAUGGACACGUCUCCUUCGCCAGCCCUGUCAGCCCUGGGUGCCUCACCCCUAAUGACGUGGGGUCAACUAGACUCAACACCCGCACGGUUGGAUGACGGCUCUGCCACACCCUCAGUAAUGUCUGGAGUGCCCGCUUUCCAUAUUCCAUCGCCAUCCAAACGGGAACAACUCGCACACAAGCUAGCUGACAAAGCCAGUCGCCAGCGUACGCGUGAUCGGAACGAAGCCGUUAAACGUGUACAUUCUGGAAUAUCAAGUCCCUCACUAUCGCUACUUUCUCCGGCUGCACGUCGCCUGCUUGCCACCAGUUCAGGUCGUGCUGGUUCAUCAUCGCGUCCGGGAACAGGAUCUAGUGCUAUCAGUUUUAUCCAGUCCCCAAUGGCAAAGUCAUUCACCCCGCGCCGAUUGGCUUCCGAUUUGGUGGUGGUUCGACGUCCUACAUCAGGCCGAACCACAGGUGUGUGCCAAUCGCCUGCCGUCGCUGCCGACACCGCAAAGAAAAUACCUCCUACUCACUCAGAUGAAUCUGUUGCCUUGAAAGUUAUCAGUCCAUCCAAUGAAGGGAGUCGUCCUCCGAAUCAGUCGAUUACCGAUAAUUUGUUAAACUUGCGCCCACAGACAUUGCAUUCACAGACACCUACUCAUAACGGUUGAACACCUUUCCCCACGUUUUCAUUGUACACAUAUUCCAUGUAUCCUCCAUCAGUUUGCCUCUGAGACGUGUGCCUCUGAGCUCUGUGAUUCCAAUGAUUCUAGUGAAGACUUACUCCUACGAGUUACUUUUUCUUGCAACAUUGUGUACGCUUGUAUGUCACUUACCCAGCUUUUACAGAAAUUUACUUAAUGGCAGAACUGGAG
Molecule: messenger RNA, 1686 nt
Organism: Opisthorchis viverrini
Lineage: Eukaryota; Metazoa; Platyhelminthes; Trematoda; Opisthorchiida; Opisthorchiidae
Exons: 5
Coding region: 61-1482 (473 amino acids)
Cellular component (GO): catalytic step 2 spliceosome
Source: RefSeq, a predicted model, not a curated record